AUGGUACUCUUGUUAGAUAGCUUAUAUAAAACAGUGUAUACUUGAUUGCAACUGAGUGUAUCUUGAAUGCUUGAACUGUAUAUACUGCUAUGUAUAGUGUUGCUGUGUUGUGUUGAAUUUUUGUACAAUAUUUCUUCUUUACGUGUUGUUAAACAGGUGCUCGCCUUUACCCAUGAGCCAUGGAGAAGGCGGCGCGGGCGCAGACUUCAUCCACCUCCUCCCCCUCGUCGUCCUCCCCGCGCCACGCGCCCCCCGCCGCGCCGCGACGCCGACACAACGAGCGAGACCCCCCCGACGCGCACCCGCGCACCCCCUCCGCCCGCAGGAUACUGGUGUCAGGUUACCCAAACUACACUCAACCACAAGAUCUGUUAGAAGUUUUCGCAAAAUUCGGUAACGUGAGGAUAGACAAAUGCAACAGUUGGCUGUCGACGCUGACCUUCAGCUCCGAGGAGGAGGUGAAGGCGGCGCUGUCGGCCAACAAGCGCCUGCACGUGUACGGACACUUCCUGUCCGUGAAGCCCUACUCCGCCAAGCUGGCCGCCGACGAGAUCCGCGUGCAGCAGCCCUCCACGCCCAAGCGAGAGUUCCCCAUGAGCAAGAAGAAAGGUGUAAUAAUAGAACCGAAAAAGAUCAAUCUGAGUGGUGACUUCCACAGCCAGUUGGAUAACAUUCUGUCAGCCGUGCGACUGACGCAAGAGGAUGUCAAGUCGCUCAGCCAGCUCUACACCGACCUCGAGAUCUCGCUUCAGUCACAGUGGCCAGGGUGCAAAGCAGUGCCGUUCGGCUCAAUAACGACCGGGCUGGGCAUCAAGACGAGCGACGCGGACUGCUUCAUCAACAUCCCGGGCCAGUUCCGGCAACCCAACGGCAACUACGUGAACAAGGCCAAGCGCGUGCUGCGGCAGUACCCCAGCACCUUCGCCGAGAUCCUCGCCAUCCCGCGGGCGAACACCCCCAUCGUCAAGUUCUUCCACAUCCCCACCGGCACCAACUGCGACGUGACGUUCAAGACUCCGCUGGGGGCGCAGAACUCGCGCCUCAUCGCCUUCCUGCUGCACUCCGACCCGCGCCUGCUGCCCAUGUCCGUCAUCGUCAAGUACUGGGCCAAGGUGCACGAGCUGUCCGGCACCGGCAAGCUCACCAACUACGCGCUCACCCUCAUGAUCAUCUUCUACCUGCAGCAGCCGCCGCUCUGCAUCCUGCCCAGCGUGGAGUGGCUGCAGCGGGACCCUGCCACCGCCUACAUCGUGGACCACUGGAACACCGGCUUCCUCAGCGACCCCUCGCGUCUGCCGCCCUCCACCAACACCUCCUCCAUCUCCGAACUCCUGGGCGGAUUCUUCGAGUACUACUCCAUGUUCAACUUCGAUGAAAUGGUCAUCUGCACUUAUCUGGGCCUGCCCGUCAAGCGAGAAGUGUUCAAAGAAACCACUAACAUGCCCGAUGAGUUCGAACGCUACAAGAAAAACGUGGUCAACCAUUACGUGAUGCCCAUCCGCCACCAGACGGCCAUGUGCGUGCAGGACCCCUUCGAGCAGUGCCACAACGUCGCCUCCACCGUCACCAGCAAGUUAGCGCUUGAUAUCAAGACGUACUUCAAAUUCUGCGCCAAUGCCUAUGAAAAGGAUAAAUUAAACGGGUGCCAAGAAUUCCUCAAAACUAUACUACUGCAGCGACCUAAACUGAUUCGCGGUAAAACGCAUCCAGAGUACAGAGUCAAUUUAUUCCCUAGAAUUGUAAAUAGUAUCAUAAGCUACGACUGGAAGUCGGUGGUAAGAGAUAUGGUUAUGGAAUUAUUCGAAAAUAUGUUAAAGAUUAAGCUUGGCAAAGUCGAAGAGAAGGUUAACCCUGACACUAGGAAAGAAAAAGAGAAGUAUAGUGGGGCAGUAACCAAACCUAUAUGGAAGAGAAAGUCUUUCUCUAGGCUAUACAACUUUGUAAAUCUCUCCUUUGAGGAGAAGCAGGGAAAGAUUACUCAGGAAAUAAUAAACGCGGAGAGGCAAGAGCUCAACAUACACUUUCAGUUAACUUUGACGUAUUGUCAUGAUCCUAAAAGCGCAGUAAUCACGAUCAGGCUGGGGACAGGGGACUUGGAAGCGUUCAGAGAGUUUGGCAAGUUCUUCAUUUCGGUCACGCAAAACUGGAUAACGGAAUUGUUAAAACCUUUCUCGAUGCCCAAUUGCAAAGACACGGCAGCAAAAAUAGCAGAGACCAUGCAGGUUGACAACAAUGAGAAUGAUAUCGAUUCGGAUGACGACGACGACACGGAAAUAAUAAUCCUACCUAAGUCUGAACGAGCUGACGAGACCACGAAGAUGGAGAACGUCGAACAAAUAUCGAGUUCCUCUGGAGGAACAUUGAGCAAAAAUAAUACUGACGGAGUGCUUGCUAACAACACAGGACAAGAAUCAACGAAAAGCCCUCCAACAAAAUCAGAAAGUCGGAGCGAUAAUCUAGAGAAAUCAGUUACUGAAACGUUAGUUAUUACGACAAAUAGUUUAAAUGACAUGGUUAUUCAAAAGCCAGAAAUUGCGACAUCUGAGAAUGCUGUUGUAGAUGUGACAGAAACAUUAAAACUGACUAACCAUACAGAUGAAUCUGGUGAAACGACUGUUACCAAACAAGCUGAUGUUGUGACAGUGAAUGCCGAAACUGUUACUAAGAAUGCCGAAACGUUAACCAAAAAUGUAGAGAGCUUCUUUAAAAACGCGGAAAGUUUGUUAGCAAGCGCCGCGAACAGCGACAACACGGCAGCUAGCGCCAGCGACGUCAGCGCCGGCGACGUCGGCGUCGCCUGCGCACUCAAGUGACACAGAGACUAUGUUCUGUUUUGAGACAUUAAGCUUUUAUUUACUUAGUGUAAAAAUCGUUUAUCAAUAGACAUAAUGAAAACAAAUUAUUUUAAUAUUAAGCUAAGCCACUUACGAUUUAUUUUUAUGCGGUUUGUAGAAAUUUUAAUUUCAAUUAUGA
Helicoverpa armigera (cotton bollworm) is the source of this 2973-nucleotide messenger RNA. RefSeq lists its product as uncharacterized. The coding region runs from base 180 to 2813 and encodes 877 amino acids. NCBI's taxonomy places the organism in Eukaryota, Metazoa, Arthropoda, Insecta, Lepidoptera, Noctuidae. Gene Ontology annotation, molecular function: RNA uridylyltransferase activity; RNA binding. The transcript is spliced from 5 exons. The record is from RefSeq and is a predicted model, not a curated record.